Prunus armeniaca (apricot) is the source of this 1161-nucleotide messenger RNA. The record is from the annotation of a GenBank genome assembly. NCBI's taxonomy places the organism in Eukaryota, Viridiplantae, Streptophyta, Magnoliopsida, Rosales, Rosaceae.
AUGGCUGGGAUUCCUGGGUUGUUCUUGCAGGAGAGGAGACUCAUAGAUUCAUGGUAUCCCUCCCUGACAAAGAAUAUAGGCGGACAAUCUAUCCAAGGUGGAGAGGUGAUUGUCACCUAUGUCAUUGCUACUAGAGACUUGGAACUUCCCUCUAGAGAUGAGGAGGAUGAAACUCUGGCAGAACAACCACCUGUUGAGGCCACUCCUUCUACUAGAAGGAAAAGAAAAGAAACUGCUCAUGCUCAGGACAGUGCUGCCCUGCCUAAAGUUUCUGCUGAAAGUCCUCCUCCUCCUACUAGGUCAAAAAAACUUAGAAAGAGGACUGGAGUUGAAUUUGAUGAGAUAGAAAAGCCUGUAGCUGUUCCAACUGAGACUUCUGGAGAGAAGGCACAAGAAAAAGAAAAAGAUGUUCCCACAAAAGAAAAAGAAAAAAGAAAAGAGUUUAAAGAAGAGGAGGAGAUUCCUGAUGAGAGGGCAGAACCCACAAGCUCAGAAUUGGCCCUUUUUGAUCAUGUGGAGGCAGAACAUUCUGUUGCUGCCCCAGAGCUUGAAGUGGAAGCAGAAUACUCUGUUGCUGCUGCUCCUGUCCCUGAGAACAAGACUGCUGGGGUUCUAGCUGUGGUGACCAGUCCUUUCAAGCCUCCCAUCGUGUCUAUGCCCAUCCAUUCUCUCCCAGGUUCAUAUACCACUGCUUCCUUUGCUGAUUCGGAAUUGGCAAAGUUUAAAGCCAUGGACUUAGACGCUCAGCUGGACAAACUGGAGACGCUUAGCUCUACUCCUAGCAAGGCAAAAUCCAAGGUAAUGGAUAGAGUGAAAAUCUGGCAAUCCACUGAGUUGGAUUUGAAUGAAAACCAAGAAACUGUUGACCAACUGAUAAAGGACCUAGAUUUGCUGCAUAGGAAAAACAUGGCUCCAAAGCCCAUUCUUGAAAUCAGCCUUGGCUUAGCAAAAGAUGUGCUCAAUCUCCACAACCGCUAUGAGUUUUGCAAGGCUACUAAUGAAGCCAACUUGGCUGAUUAUGCAAAGCAUAAAACAGAAUUGGACCAGAAGGAUUUAGACACUUGUGUUCUCAGCAAUCUGUUUCAACACAAGCAUAGAAUCUCCCAAGAUUUCCACAGACUGGAUUCCCAACUCCACCAACAUUUCAAGGCCAAUGAUUAA